AUGAACAGCGAUGGACAGAGACGGGAGAUCGGAACGGGGACGACGAGAAGCUUUACCUUGAUGGGAGCAGAGACAGCGAAGGAAGGGCGCGAGAGAGGGAUGAACGGCGCUGCAACUGAGAAUCAACUUACUAGGGUUCCGAGUCUCCUGAGGCGUGAGAGCAGAGCUACUUAUUUGAGGAGGAAGACGGGGUUUUCCGAACGGAAGUGGGUAGGCAGGGAAUUGGGCUACUUGAUACUUAAGCCCAUAAAUUAA
Molecule: messenger RNA, 255 nt
Organism: Linum trigynum
Lineage: Eukaryota; Viridiplantae; Streptophyta; Magnoliopsida; Malpighiales; Linaceae
Source: the annotation of a GenBank genome assembly